This is a messenger RNA of Dimorphilus gyrociliatus, 682 nucleotides long. The record is from the annotation of a GenBank genome assembly. Lineage: Eukaryota; Metazoa; Annelida; Polychaeta; Dinophilidae.
AGUGCUAUCUUUUGUGUCACGGUUGUAAAGUUAGUAGAGUAUUUUGUGAAACGGUAAGAAAAAUCUAGCAUAUUAAUAAUUUAACGCUUAAUAACGAACUAACUCCAUUUUAGACUUGGUAUUUUGAAGAAGUGAAAUGGCAAGUCAACUUAAACACAAAUCUAUGGGGAAGCCACUGUCUCUACAGCCCGUAAAUCAAAAAUGGUAUGAAAGCGUGGUCGAUGACUUCACUUCAAGUAUAUCUAGUAACCUUGACCAGUUUGAUAUAGAAGCAUUUCUGGAAGAUAUAAGAUGUAAGGGACAUGUUAGUGCGUCAACUCCUAAUCACUCUGCCUCACACGAAGAGUCUCCAUUAAAAGUUCGCAUAGCUAAAUCAUCUGUACGUAAUAGCUCUCAAAGACGAACUCAGCAUCUAGAUUCAAACCCGUCGAGCUGGAUAUCUCAGGUAAAAACCGUUAGAAGAGGAAAGGUUCCUUGGUAUAUUCGCCAUUUAAAGAUUCCCUUUCAAGAGUUUCGUUUCGAGCCAGUGCAUCAUGUCAAGCUGGUAAGAGCUAAUUGUGCUUUUCUGAAAAAGACUUUCAGGGAUUAUGCAAUUCGUAGAGCCGAAGAAUGGUCUGAAGCCGCUCUUAUUAUGUCGGAUUUAAUCAAUCCAACGGCAAGUAAAAGGCAAGAUAUCUCGUAA